Molecule: messenger RNA, 1441 nt
Organism: Arvicola amphibius (Eurasian water vole)
Lineage: Eukaryota; Metazoa; Chordata; Mammalia; Rodentia; Cricetidae
Product: olfactory receptor 1468-like
Exons: 4
Coding region: 503-1441 (312 amino acids)
Biological process (GO): G protein-coupled receptor signaling pathway
Cellular component (GO): membrane
Molecular function (GO): olfactory receptor activity; G protein-coupled receptor activity
Source: RefSeq, a predicted model, not a curated record
AAAUUAUGGAGACACACACUUCAACUUGAAGUACAGUAUUGCUGAAGAGAAGAAUACAGGUACCAGAUGGGGCCAUAUUGGACUACAAGAAGUUGGUAUAAACAAGAAGAAGAGAAUCAUGGUAGCACAUGCCUGUAAUCACAGUGCUCAGGAAGCAAAGACAGGAGUGUCACAUGUUUGAGGCCAAUCUUGAGAUUUUUUUGUACUAUUAAAGUUGAAGAAAUCUGUAUCAAUUUGAGCAGCAGAAACAAUUAUGAAGAAUAAAUUAGACAAGAGAUAAUGGAAUUCCUCUGUUGUAAAUGAAGCAUGUUGGAGGAGAAGAGAAGCGUCAGGAGACAUGAGAACAUGGACAUGAACUGAAUCUGCUUCUGUGUUCCAGUAAAGACAAGAUGUGAUCCUGAUACAUGGAUAUAUUCUCACAGAAAGGGAUAGAUGAAAUAAGACAAUAAAGGGGAGACUUUAUAUAAUUUAUGACAGCAUUUCAAGGAUACUGGAGAAGAAAAUGAUAACGAGCAACCAAACUGUUGUCUCCAAGUUCUUCCUCCUGGGCCUGCCCAUCCCCCCAGAGCACCAGCAUCUGUUCUAUGCCCUGUUCCUGGCCAUGUACCUCACCACCGUCCUGGGGAACCUCCUCAUCAUCAUCCUCAUUCUACUGGACUCCCAUCUCCACACUCCCAUGUACUUUUUUCUUAGCAACUUGUCCUUCUCUGACCUCUGCUAUUCCUCUGUCACAAUGCCCAAAUUGCUACAAAACAUGCAGGGCCAGGACCCAUCCAUCACCUAUGCAGGUUGUCUGGCACAAAUGUACUUUUUAAUGGUUUUUGCAGACAUGGAGAACUUCCUUCUUCUGGUCAUGGCCUAUGACCGCUAUGUAGCCAUCUGCUUCCCCCUUCAUUACACCAGCAUCAUGAGCACUAAGCUCUGUGUGUAUCUGGUAGUGCUGUCCUGGGUAUUUACUAUGCUGUAUUCCAUGUUGCACACUGUACUCUUUGCUAGAUUGUCAUUCUGUGGGGAUAACAUGAUCCCUCAGUUUUUCUGUGACAUAUCUGCCCUGUUCAAGUUGGCCUGCUCUGACACUUAUAUUAAUGAACUAUUGAUAAUUAUCUUGGGAGGGCUCAUUAUUGGCAUUCCAUUCUCACUUAUCAUUGUGUCCUAUGUGCAAAUUGUCUGUUCCAUCCUCAAGAUUUCAUCUGCUCGGGUUAUCCACAAGGUCUUCUCUACCUGUGGCUCCCACCUGUCUGUGGUCUCACUGUUUUAUGGGACAAUUAUUGGUCUAUACAUAUGUCCAUCAGGCAAUAACUCCACUGUGAAGGAGACAGCCAUGGCCAUGAUGUACACAGUGGUGACUCCCAUGCUGAAUCCCUUCAUUUACAGCCUGAGAAACAGAGACAUGAAAGAUGCUCUGAGGAGGGUUCUUUGUGAGAAGAAAACCUCUUUAUAA